Molecule: messenger RNA, 1296 nt
Organism: Rotaria socialis
Lineage: Eukaryota; Metazoa; Rotifera; Eurotatoria; Philodinida; Philodinidae
Source: the annotation of a GenBank genome assembly
AUGUCUUGUACUCACUUAAUAUGUAUAAUAAUAUAUCUUUUUACAAGUCCUCAUUUAAUAGAAUCUAAGCGUAUAUCUGAUUCGAGUCUUGAUUUAAAUGAGAUCGUUUAUCAUGAUGAACCAUCAAGAAUUUAUCUGGGAUCACCAUCGAUUAUUCGUCUAUCAUCAGGUCGUCUAGUUGCUAGUCAUGAUUUUUUCGGUGCUGGUUAUAUAUCUCAACCAAGAAAUGUUUCGAUUUAUACCAGUGAUGAUAAUGGUGAAACAUGGUCGUUUAUUUCUUAUAUUAAACAUAGUUAUUGGACAACAUUAGCUGUUUACAAUGGUUUAAUAUAUGCAAUAGGUACCAAUAGUGAUUCAAAUGCGAAUGUAAUAAUUCAUCGAAGUAAUGAUAAUGGUUCAUCGUGGAUUUAUAAUGGAAACGACGAUGGUGUUAUUUUAUUUCAUGGGUCAUUUGCAACAGGUCCAACGCCCAUCGUUAUUGCUGAACAAGUUAUGUAUCGUGCUGUUGAACAGUGGCCAGCGCCUUUUCAAUGGCCUAAAGAUUUUCAAGCAGCAAUCAUCAGUUGUAAUCUAUCGAAACCAAUUGAAUCGUCGACAGCAGAUGAUCCUAUAAUGUCACCUAACAAUUGGCGAUUGACGACACCCCUUGUUUUCAAUAAAGAAUGGUUACCAAAAUCAUUUCCAAAUUUAACUGCACCGGGAUAUUUAGAAGGAAAUAUUGUUAUAGUACCUAAAUCAUCAUCCAAUGAAACACGUGUAUUAAAUAUCAUGAGAUUUAAUUCCAUACCAUUAUCAAACUUAGCAAUUAUUUUAGAAUUAAAUAAAACAACAAAUACACUUUGUUUUGUUUCAAUCACAAAUUUUCCUGGUGGUAUGACUAAAUUUACAAUACGAUACGAUCCAGUGACUGAAGCUUAUUUUUCAUUAGUAAAUCCUGUCACACAAAAUUUUGAACCAACUCAACGGAAUAUAUUAAGUUUGUCGUAUACAAAAGAUAAAAUUCACUUGAGCAAUUGGACUAUCGUUGCUGAUCGACUCUUAUAUGAUGAUACGGGUUUUACAAUAAAUGAUAGUCUUCUUUAUACUGGUUUUCAUUAUGUCGAUUGGCAAUUUGACGAAUUCUCAUCAUCAUCAUCAUCAUUUAAUAGUAAAGCAAGUUGUAUUGAAUGGAAUUGUGAUGGUGGUCCUCAUAUUAUUUAUGCAAUUCGUACAUCUUAUCGUGGUGCUAAUUCAUUUCAUAAUUCAAAUCGUAUUACUUAUAAAACAUUGAAAGAUUAUCGUGAAAUGAUAAAAUAA